Emericellopsis cladophorae is the source of this 1050-nucleotide messenger RNA. RefSeq lists its product as uncharacterized. Lineage: Eukaryota; Fungi; Ascomycota; Sordariomycetes; Hypocreales; Bionectriaceae. The record is from RefSeq and is a predicted model, not a curated record. Gene Ontology annotation, biological process: peroxisome inheritance. Bases 1 to 1050 code for a protein of 349 amino acids. The transcript has 3 exons. Gene Ontology annotation, cellular component: extrinsic component of intraperoxisomal membrane.
AUGGCGUCGCGCCGCAUCGUGAGUGCGCCUGUGCGGACCUUGGAGAGCUCCAACAACGAUGCGGCAUUGAUUGAGACACUCUGCGUGCAUCCUGAUGUGCGCAUCGUGUCGUUCGUAGCAGCUGUCGAUGCGCUACCACCGAGCCCAGCCAUAGCCCGCGAACAAGCUGGAACACUGGCUUCGACCUCCCGGCUGCAGAGGACAAUUGCUGUUGGCUCGUGUCGCAUUUACAAGGCGCCUGGCUCGGUCGCAUUUAUCAGCUGUGGCGCCGCCUUGCAACCGAUACUUCCCAAGAGCCAGUGUUGGGCGAUCGACGAGCACGACUGCACUUUCGCACUUCAAAUUCGCCGGCCGACUUUUUGGAGGAUCGAACUACCUUCCACCACUGAAAUCGACCUUGAACGAGCGAAAACAUUCAGAGAAACACUAAGCAAGAUUUUGCAGUUUGAGAGGACGCCUUGCCCCUUUCAAAGAGGCUUUACGAUCGAGCUCCCUGAAGAACCGGAUGAACCUGUCAAGAAGAUACCAUGGACACCGAAGCGAAACGGCAACGAUUAUCGGCCGGUCACAGCCGGUGCGGCAUUGGGUGGGAACCCUGACUGGACGCCUCCCGACGCGGACCUGGCGUUGCGCAGCUCCCCGAAGAGCGAAGAAACACACACCAAGAGACCUGGCCGGCGCCGGAGAUCAAGUAGCUUUUCACAGGCAUCGUUUGCGACUCCUGGAGAGGCCUGCUUCACACCCACAAAGGUGAAUGCCUGCGGUCAGGACCAGGAUCCGCCGGAUGAUACGAGGAAUCUAUGCCGGUCUCCAUCUGUUGACUUUAGCAACCCUGCAAAGCUCUCUGUAGGACCGGAUCUACCCAAGACGAUCUUCACCAAGACGUUUGGUGCCCUCAUCGCACCACCUACAUACCUUAUCACGCUCAUGCUGCGGAUAGCUGCCCAGCUUAGUCCACCGCCGCAGACCACACAGAGUACGCAUGGUUCGAGCCGAUAUAUGCACAUGCCCGGACAAUGGGAUGAUUUCGGCGACGAGCUUAGCGAGUAA